This is a messenger RNA of Paraphaeosphaeria sporulosa, 620 nucleotides long. RefSeq lists its product as uncharacterized. NCBI's taxonomy places the organism in Eukaryota, Fungi, Ascomycota, Dothideomycetes, Pleosporales, Didymosphaeriaceae. The transcript has a single exon. The coding region runs from base 70 to 447 and encodes 125 amino acids. The record is from RefSeq and is a predicted model, not a curated record.
GGCCGCCUCUGCGCGCUGCGUCCCGCUCUGCCUCUGCCUCGCCGGCGUGCCCUCGCUGCGCUUGGCCGCAUGCACUGCUCCGGCGCACCUGUGGCUGGCACAACGCACAGCAUCGCACCUGUGCACGCAGACCCAGCUGCCCCAGCCCGCCUUCCCCGCCGUGUGGCCACUUCUAGAAGACUGCUAGAAGACUUCCCGCCCGGCGUCGCCACCGGUGCCCGUUGCUGUCGCCGAUCCACGGCGCAGAUCGAGUGGCCAGCGACGCGGCCGUGGCAGCUGUUCUCACGAUGCACGCACGACACACCCAGACUCACAUGGCGUGGUGUCCUCCACCUCCACAUGGCGCACGUCUUGAAAACCCCGACCUAUUUAAAGCCCGAAACUACGCACCGAACAGGCAGGUGUGAACCCGUCCUGCACCGCGCGCCGCGGGCAGCAGAGGGCUGACGUGGAUAACCGCCUCUGCAAACCCCACACAACACCUCCCCGUCGCUUCGGGAACGCAGCGACAAGCAAUGGACAAGCCCAGCACCCGCUCCGCGACGCAAUCCAGGGCCGAACCCGCUCGCGGGGCGCGGUGGCAACCCUCUCGGCCCUGUUCCAUCCAAUCAAAACUCGCC